Molecule: messenger RNA, 636 nt
Organism: Podospora anserina S mat+
Lineage: Eukaryota; Fungi; Ascomycota; Sordariomycetes; Sordariales; Podosporaceae
Exons: 2
Biological process (GO): endoplasmic reticulum calcium ion homeostasis
Cellular component (GO): endoplasmic reticulum
Molecular function (GO): calcium ion binding
Source: RefSeq, a predicted model, not a curated record
AAGGACAAGAGCACCUAUGACAACUUUGUUUGGGCUCUUGUUCACAAGGACCAGAUGAAGCAAGUUCGCGAUGAUCGCUACGACCUGUCUCUUACCGUCACCAAGGACCACCCCAAGCUUCCCCAGUGGUUGACCGUCAUGAGCGAGAGCGCCGAGAUUACCGACCUUCUUUUGACCCCUGAGCUCAUCAAGGCUGCCGAGAACGCUGGUGAUUCUUUUGAGUAUCUGAUCAUUUCUGACCAACCUGUUGAGCAGCCCAAGACGCUCGAUGAGACGGUUCCCCGCAAGCGCAUCUUCCUCCGCUACUCGCUGCCCUCCAACAAUGACUACACCAACCUCGUCCCCAUCUUCCAGUACUUCCUCCGCAUCUCUGACCAGCUCGCCAAGUCGGCCCACUUCCGGCCCGAGGUUGUCAAGAAGGUCAAGGCGGUCCGUGAGACCAUGAUCAAGAAGAUCCAGAAGGCCGAGGAGGAGGAGAAGGCUGAGGAGCGCGCGAUUGAGAAGGAGAAGGCGCGCAAGGCCAAGCGUGAUGCUGAGCUGAAUGCGCUGGACGCCAAGGGACAGAAGAAGUAUCUUGAAAAGGAGCGCGAGAGGGAGUUGAAGAAGGGGACCAAGAAGAUGACUACCCGUGCUUAG